Messenger RNA from Rhopilema esculentum, 4907 nucleotides. RefSeq names its product ankyrin repeat domain-containing protein 27. Gene Ontology annotation, biological process: neuron projection morphogenesis; early endosome to late endosome transport. Gene Ontology annotation, cellular component: tubular endosome; neuron projection; plasma membrane. Gene Ontology annotation, molecular function: SNARE binding; guanyl-nucleotide exchange factor activity. The record is from RefSeq and is a predicted model, not a curated record. Lineage: Eukaryota; Metazoa; Cnidaria; Scyphozoa; Rhizostomeae; Rhizostomatidae.
GGAUUGUGAGGUAACGGUUGAUGAGCUCGUUCUUGUUGUUGUUAGUGGCGUUUCCGUUCACACUUUUAAUGGUUGCCUGAAUACCCGAAUGGAAAAAGGUGUCGUUCUGCUCUUCAUUGGUGUCACAUUACUCUUAGAUUAACAGGAACCAAGGCGGUUAUAAUGCUUAAGUCCAUAAAAGAUGAAGAGUUUUGGUUGUGGUCAUCGAUAAAGAAAUGGAUGGCUAUGACGAGGACAUAAGCGAGAAUCCAUUUUACAAAGCUUUUAUAAGCAAAGGGAAGUCCUUGUAUAACCUAGCUGCCGACAACAGAUGGACGAUAUGUAUACCAAGAAAAGGAACAACCAACAGAAGCCACCAUACAAAUCAAAGUUUUGAAACUCAUAUACUGAAACCAGUUCAAGGGCAGGAAGAAAACCUUUAUGUAACACAAAAUGAAAAGGAAGUUAAAGUCAAUGGUGGUGACUACAUUGUAACUGUUAAAGGGUUCUCUGAUGUGAAGACAGUACGAGUCCUCUUUGAAGAGACCUUCUUCAAUCCUCAAGAAGAAAGCUACCAUAUUCUUUGUAUUGAUCAGCCUCUAGAUGGAGAAGUGUUCAGAGUUGAGCAGCCUGUUCUCCAGAAUCUUGAAACUCUCCAAAACUGCAUAGAAUUUCUUUCAGCAGGAGCAGGAAGUAAAAGGAGUCGGAAGAAAAUUGAUGAAGUAGUUGACCUUUUUAACACAACAUAUAGAAGGUUGGAAACAGAGUCAAUCAGACAUGCUAUGGAUGCAGCAAAUGCUGUAUUUACAAGGGCAAUGCAGACUGUACUUAAAGAGCCACAUUUUCGAAGGCCAGCUGAUGGUAGCAAAGCCUUCAUGGACAACCUUAAAGUAGCCAUAGAGACGUAUGUGAUGGCGGGUCUUUACAAACGGAUAUUCAAGGGACUUUGCUCUUUUCUUGCUAAUGAGGAUGCAGAACUGAAUAAGAUCACAAGAAAUUUAGCGGAUCUUCAGGUUAAAGACCUAGGAAUCAAGCCUCAACUUUGCAAGAAUAUUCCAAGAGCUAAAAAGAUUCUUUCCAACCUUAACAGGUUUGCUACGCCUUUGGAGAAACUUUAUGUGCUGAAACUGACUGUCAUGUCUGUCUCUGAAGUGAAAGAUCUAUCUGAUGCAAUAACUGCGGAUGAUUUACUUCCAGUGCUUGUUUUUCUGGUCGUCAAAUCAGAAAUUCCAAAUUGGUUGGCGAACCUUACAUAUAUGUACAAUUUCCAUUUUUCAAAAUCAAAACAUUCGGAAUUUCAAUUCUACUUAUCUUCGAUUGAAGCUUCAACCGAAUACGUGAGAAGCGGAAAGCUGAACCAUCUGAUAGGCCUUAGUCAUGCUCAGCGACAAAGUUCUUUGGCUAAACUGUUUCAAAGAAUGGACAGCACUGAUAAGUCUCAGGGACCUUCUCCUGUUGAAACUCUUUUUGAGGAAAUUAGAAAGGGGAAUAUUGAUACUGUCCUAAGAAUGCUUCGUAAAGGUACUGCUGCAAGCAAACCAUUAAACGAACAACUGUGUCAUCCUCUUUGUUCUUGCGACUCCUGUGAAAAGUUAGCUGCUAGCAAAAGAAACGACCCAAUGGCUGUAACCGUAUUUUCAAGAGAUGACAUAGGGUCCACUGUUCUGCACCCAGCUGCUGAAUUCGAUCAGGAAAAACUAUUGUUUGAGCUAAUAAAACUUGGUGCCGUGGUCAAUGCAACCAAUUAUCAUGGCAGUACGCCGCUGCAUUUGGCUUGCUUAAGGGGUCAUAAGAAAGCUGCUAUUAUGCUGACCCACUACAAUGGUAAUGCUACGGCUGCUGAUAAUGAUGGCAACACACCUAUUCACUUGGCUGCUGCAAAUGGACAUGAAAAGGUUGUCGAGGCACUAGUUCUUGUAGCUGCUCCAUGUAAACUUACGCUAAAGUUGAAUGCAGCAAACGACCAUGGCGACACGCCACUGCACAUUGCUGCUCGAUGGGGAUUCAGCAACCUCGUGGAAAUUCUAUUAGAGAACGGUGCAUCUGUGGAAGCCAGAAACAAUAGCAAAGAGACGCCCAUUCAAUGUGCUGCAAACUCUAAGAUCCAAGAACUCCUGGCAAAAGCAACGACAGAUGAGCCACAGGAACAGCAUUAUAUUUACGUCCAGCCAAAUGAUUCUCCAGAAAGUAACAGUAAUUCGUUUCCUGGUGAAGUUGUACGAAGUCCGAAAUCCCCCAUCGCAUCACCAAAGACAAAACGGAAAAUUAAAGAGCUUCAAGUGCUGUUAAAGGUUGUUGCAGAUGGUGAUCUGGAAAUGCUCAAACUCAAACUUGGAAUCCCAGAAACGGAAGAGGAUAUGGACGCCACAGACUUCGGAACACCAGUAACUGGACUUUGCCAUCCGCUAUGUCAAUGCAGCAACUGUGUUGGAUCUCAGAAAAAUCCUAUUAACGAGUCGUUAAAUCAGAUUGUAAAUACGGCGAAUGAAGAUGGUGUCACGUGUUUGCACAUAGCUUCACUUCAUGGCUACGACCGUAUUGUUGCAUUGCUGCUUAACCGCGGAGGAGCCUUCCCUAACUGUCGCACAAAUGUUAGUUUGAAAACCCCAUUGCAUCUUGCGUGCCAGUAUAACCAUUUCGAGUGUGUUUCAUUGCUACUGAAAUACGGAGCCAAAACAGACUUAAAGGAUACAUCAGGCAAUACUCCUUUACAUUUUUGCUGCAUGAAUGGACAUGUGCAGCCAGCAAUUCUUCUGCUCAAGAAUGCAGCUAAUGUAAAUGCUUUGAAUAGACGAGGAAAUACUCCUUUGCAUGAAUCUGCAAGAUGGAACUGGCCGGAUCUAGUGACAGUCUUGCUGUACUAUGGUGCAUCAACUAAAAUAAGGAAUAAAUCCAACCUUACUUGUUUACAGUAUGCUCAGCACGACGAGGUAAUAGAAUUGCUUCGCAAUGCUGAUGUAGAGGCAGAUGAGACAAGUUCUUCAAAAAAUAAGCAGCAAAAUAGUCAGCCUAGCUCAAGGUCAAACUCUUUCCACAACUCUCCUGUAUCCUUCUUUGACGAUGACGAGGCUUUCCAGGCCGAUGAAGUCUUCAGCAAAUCGUCUGGAUUAGACCAACAUGAAAAUGAUCUGGCUUCUUCAAGAGCUGAUUUUGCAGUAACUUCCAAAGAUCAGAGACACAAGAACGAUGGCGAUCAAAAGAUGGAAGGGAGAUUGCCGACGCAAAGAAAAACAACUAUAUCUAAUCUUUUUCAAGCUUACGAAGAGGAUGAUAAGGAAAAACUGAAGGAACUUGUUGCUGGAAUUCAAAAAUUUGAUAAGAGAAAGAAACUACGACGCGUGAGUACCAUCGACAAAAGCGAGCCAGUUUUUGAUCAGCAUCUGGUGCAAAUGCUAUCAAUACAGCAUUUCGAUUUAUCGUCACUUCGUCACGUUGACAUUCAGCACCAUCCUGAGGGCCGAAUUUCUAAGUCUCCUGUAGUGGAAGAUGAUAUGGAUUUGUCAGAGUACUGGCAAAAAUUCGAAGAAGACAAAGAAAUGGAUACAAUUAAAAAAAGUAGUGAUUUGGCUUCUGAUGACGAAAUUGAUGAAAAACCGUCACCCGCACAUUCGUCCCAGGAUCAUUUUCAUGAAAAAGUACAGUCUAACCAAACAUCUGAAUCCUCAAACCUUUCAAGUGUAUUCGAUAUUGAAUACCGAAAAACAGAUCUUCCAGAGGAAUCAGGUCUUCUGAAAACUGAAGUUGGCUCUUUACCACUUGAAAGUCAGCAACACUAAAAAAACCCAUUGGGAGGUCCAGGAGCUCAAAGGCCCGGAUGAAAAUUCAAGGCAUUCAUGAUCAGCUGUUUUCUCAGAUAACAAUAGAUCAUCAUUAUCUGCUGGUGAUGUAUUAGUUUCUAUAAUUGUAAUGGAGGCGGAUGAAAGUUGACUGAUGUGUCUGCUUGAAGAGAUAAGGAUCACAUUUGAUCUGAGAACACAAAGCUUCGCUAGAUUAUUUUGCAAUAUUUAGUGACUGCAUUGCGGAAUAUUUUUCUUUGUGGAAAAACCAAUUGAUUUUAAACAGAUAACUACGUUGUGAACUUAUUGUAACAAUAUUUGAUAAUUUAAAACGCUCGGCGUUUGAUUGUUUAAGACGAACAACUACAGAGUAACUGAUUCAUGUCUAAGAUCACGCACUGUCAUUCCUCAAUUCAUCUCAGGCCCACCAAGAGUGUUUCUGGAGCCUGGGGCAAAAAAGAAAGAUCGGGCCCUUGACGAUGUCCUUAUAGCUUCGAUUGUAAUUUUGUUUUUAUUUAAAACGAUAUGUUAGGAACUUUUGAUAACUUUUGGGGCCCCUCUCGUCUCGGGGUCUGGUGCAAUCUGCCAUCUUGCCCUCUCUCGGCAGGCCCUGUUCAGCUACACAGCAAAGUAUAUUUUACGCUGCUGGCUGCGUACAAAAAUUUUCUGCACGUAGCUUGGAAUUACUUGAAAAAAGCUGAUUUGGUUUGCGAUUUAGAAAUUAGCGAUUUAGAAAUUUAGAAAUAAUCAUUAGCAAUUUAGAAAUAUUUCAUUACUUGAGGGAGGGAUCAAUUUUGAUUUUUUAGAGUAUUUUGCGGUCUCCGUUAAUCUUAUAGAGCUAGGCUUUGUUCCAGGCACUCCAAUCAAAGUUGCGAAAUGGUUAACUUGCUACUAUAUCUAACGAUACUAUCAUGAUAUUGUAUUAUCGAAAUAUGUAUGCAGUUAUCUUAAGGCGGGUUUACACGAUCGUUUUUCCUUAAAUUUUUUUUCGAUAUUGGACCGCGAUGAACGACAACGAUCGUGUAAAAGGCUAAAUUGCUGAAAAAAGUUUGAUGCUAUCUGUCGUUUUUAAUCCGCUUAAUUGGCGAUAAUGAUCCAUCGUUGAAGAUUUUAUUUUGACUCCGGGUCAAAAUAAAAUCUCUACCAUCAUUU